AUGAACAACACCAAGAAUACUCUGAGUAGCGUGAGGGACGUGAUUCCUGAAAUUGGAGGAAACUUUCAGCUGGACCCGGCUGUAAUCGAAAGUAAGGAUUCCAAGCACCUGAAUGACCCGACUAAGAAAUCUGGACUAAGUAUAUCAGAGCUUCCUAAAGGAACCCAAGUUCUUUCUGCAAGCAGCUAUGGCACCUCUCUCUGGACACGCACUGCCCGAGUGGACACAAUUGUCAAUGGGGAAAAGAAGGACUACUUCUUGAAGUGUGCUACAGAAGCCGGGGCUGUAAUGACGGAGGGAGAAUUCCAUUCUAUCUCGGAGAUUUACAAGCUGAUUCCAACACUCACUCCCCGGCCUGUGGCUUGGGGUAAAUUCCUCAAUUCGAAAAUCGACACGUAUUUCUUCCUGUGCGAUUUUGUCAACAUGUCUUCAGAAUUGCCUGACCCGGUGAUGUUCUGUGCUCGAAUUGCGCAACUUCAUCGCGAAAGUAUCUCACCAACUGGCAAGUUUGGUUUUCACGUCAAGAACUGCAAGGGGAAAACACCCCAGCCGAUAGAAUGGGAAGCAAGUUGGACGCGCUAUUUCACAAGACUGAUCAGCUACGUACGUCAGCGCUGGAAUGUCCUGACUUGUCUUAUUAUUAUUAUACGGAGGACUUGGAUUCUGACUGGUACCCAGGGCUUUGAGAAAGACCUUGUAUCCAAUGGUCCAUGGCCCGAAUAUGAAAAGACAUUUGCCCUGCUCGUGAAGCAUGCCAUUCCUCAAAUUUUAGAUCCUCUGACCGAAGAAGGCAGAAUCAUCAAGCCGUGCCUCGUUCAUGGUGAUUUAUGGGAAGGGAACACCACCACCAACCUCGACACAGGAGAGCCCAUGAUAUUCGACGCAGCUGCCUUCUACGCACACAAUGAAUACGAGCUAGGCAUUUGGAGGCGUGACAUGGUCAAGUUCGACCAUCCCUAUUUCUCCCACUACUUUUGCAAUUUCCCUGUCAGCGAGCCUGCGGAUCAAUUCAACGACAGGAACGCGCUGUACUGUUUGAAGUUUGAUUUGGACUACUGCCUACAUAGACCAGGCUUGCCUUUGGUCCGCGAACAGUUCGUGCUGGAAAUUCCCUCGACUCAUCACUGA
Messenger RNA from Diaporthe batatas, 1128 nucleotides. RefSeq lists its product as uncharacterized. The transcript has 2 exons. NCBI's taxonomy places the organism in Eukaryota, Fungi, Ascomycota, Sordariomycetes, Diaporthales, Diaporthaceae. The coding region runs from base 1 to 1128 and encodes 375 amino acids. The record is from RefSeq and is a predicted model, not a curated record.